This is a messenger RNA of Chanos chanos (milkfish), 1251 nucleotides long. RefSeq names its product intermediate filament protein ON3-like. The transcript has 9 exons. Gene Ontology annotation, cellular component: keratin filament. NCBI's taxonomy places the organism in Eukaryota, Metazoa, Chordata, Actinopteri, Gonorynchiformes, Chanidae. The record is from RefSeq and is a predicted model, not a curated record. The coding region runs from base 1 to 1251 and encodes 416 amino acids.
AUGGCUACCGGAGUCAACAGACCUAAAGGUUUCAGCAGUCAGUCAUACUCCCCCGCGUCAUCCAGAGGGAGUCCCAGUAUCCCGCCAACCAACAAGCAGCUGCUCAACCCGCUGAAUACAAAGGUGGACCCCGUGGACCAAGAGGCCAAGACCAAAGAGAAGGACCAGAUGGUCGGACUCAAUGACAAGUUUGUGGCUCUCAUUGAUAAGGUGCGUAACUUGGAACAGCAGAACAAAGCUCUGGAAACCCGCCUGAAGAUCUUGCUGGAGCAGGAGAACUACAAAGGCAAUAUCGAUGACAUUGUCAGCCAGCUGGCCGCUAACCUGCGAAAACAGAUCGACUCCCUGGCCCGAGACCGACAGAAGUUGGAGAACGAGCUGAACAAAAGCCAAGAUGAUGUUGAAAACACCCGCGCAAAGUACGAGGAUGAGCUCCAGAAAAAAGCAGAAGCGGAGAAUGACUUUGUGCUCACCAAGAAGGAUGUGGACGAAGGCUACCUGCAGAGGGUGGGUUUGGAGCUGAAGCUGGAGGAUCUUUUGAGCGAGCUGGACUUUCUCAGGAAGGGUUACGACGAGGAGAUCAAGGAGCUGGAGUCUCUGAUCCAGAACGAGACGGUGGUUCUGAAGAGCGACGGCGCUCGGGAUCUGGACAUGGAUGAGAUUCUGAAGGGGGUCCAAGCCCAGUAUGAGACGAUGGCCACACGCAGCAGGGAGGAGGCAGAGCACUGGAACAGGAAGAAGAUGGAUGACAUGGUCCUGAAAGCUGGAAAACAUGAGCAGGAUGUCCGGGACAUCAAGAAGGAGAUCGCUGACAUCCAGAGGAACAUCCAGAGACUCAGAAACGAGAUCGACGCUCUCAAGAGAAAGAAAGAGAGUUUGGAGGGUGACAUAAAGAACGCCGAGGAAAACGGGCAGAGGGCGAUCGACGAGGCCCGUGAGCAGAUCGCCCAGCUGGAGGAGGCUCUCCGUCGAGACAAACAGGUCAUGGCGCAUCAGGUGCGUGAGUACCAGGUGCUCAUGAAUCUCAAACUCGCCCUGGACAUCGAGAUCGCCACCUACAGGAAACUUCUGGAAGGAGAGGAGAUGAGAAUGGCUGAACAACAACGCAAUCAAUAUGACGUCAAGGAUCAAGGCACCCAAAGUCAAGAGCCCCCACCUGUCACCAAUCCAGACACACCCAAGAGAAGCCUGCUCAUCAAAAUUGAGGUGAAGAACGGACGGGUGAUCUCAGAAAGCUCCCAGUUUCUUUAA